Messenger RNA from Humulus lupulus (European hop), 795 nucleotides. Its product is annotated as mitochondrial arginine transporter BAC1-like. The record is from RefSeq and is a predicted model, not a curated record. Gene Ontology annotation, biological process: mitochondrial L-ornithine transmembrane transport. The transcript is spliced from 6 exons. Lineage: Eukaryota; Viridiplantae; Streptophyta; Magnoliopsida; Rosales; Cannabaceae. The annotation marks the transcript as partial. Gene Ontology annotation, molecular function: L-ornithine transmembrane transporter activity.
CGAAGAAAAAAAAAUGGAGCCAAAGUAAAUCUCUCGGACACUCCCGCUUACAAGCAGUACGUCGCCGGCUUACUCGCCGGAGUUUCCACCGUCGCCAUUGGCCAUCCCUUUGACACCGUAAAGGUGAAGCUGCAAAAACACAAUACUGAAGCACAUGGGAUCAAGUACAAGAAUAAUUUGCAUUGUACUGCUAGGAUACUAAGGACUGAAGGAAUUAGAGGACUUUAUAGAGGUGCUACAUCAUCUUUUGUGGGCAUGUCUUUUGAGAGUUCCCUUGUUUUUGGCAUUUAUUCCCAGACGAAACAGUUUCUGCAGGGAAGUACGCAGAGUAGUACUCCACAGCCCCAUGUAAUAAUUCCAUCUGCUGCUUAUGGGGGAGCUAUCAUCAGUUUUGUAUUAUGUCCAUCAGAGUUAAUUAAGUGUAGGAUGCAAGUUCAAGGAACUGAUUCUUUGGUUCCAUUAACUAGCAGAUAUAGCGAUCCUCUUGAUUGUGCUGUUAAAACUGUAAAAAGUGAAGGGGUCAAGGGAAUCUUCCGUGGAGGUGGUGCGACUUUUCUGAGGGAAUCCAUUAGAAAUGCGGUCUUUUUCAGUGUUUACGAGUUUUUCCGCUAUCACAUGCAUUCACAACUGAAUUCUGCUUCAUCUGAAAACAAUAACUUAAUUGACGUGGGAGUUGGAAUUGUGAGUGGUGGUCUUGGUGGUAUUGCGAUAUGCAUCUUAAUGACUCAGCCUUUCUCUGAAAAUAAAAAGCAAAAGAGCACAUAUCUGUCUGUUUCACUAGAACUUUCAAACUAA